Messenger RNA from Micromonas commoda, 2304 nucleotides. RefSeq lists its product with no specific name. Gene Ontology annotation, molecular function: protein binding. The record is from RefSeq and is a predicted model, not a curated record. The transcript has a single exon. Bases 1 to 2304 code for a protein of 767 amino acids. NCBI's taxonomy places the organism in Eukaryota, Viridiplantae, Chlorophyta, Mamiellophyceae, Mamiellales, Mamiellaceae.
AUGAGUCUGUUAGAUUACGGCCGCCAGGAUGACCUGUGGCGUGGGGAUGAUUAUCUGUUUCAUCACGAUCGUCCGGAGAGCGUCCAGGGUCAGUACGCCUCGUUGAAGGAGGAGGAGACGCUGCUGAGGCAGGCCCGAGACCGGCUGGCGCGUGGGAACAAGAGCACGCAAUUAUCGCCGUACAGGCCAAGUCGCGAGGCCUACGCGCGCUGGCAGGCGGCGGUGACGAUCCAAAAGAUGUGGCGCGGGGCUCUGGGGCGACAGAAGGCCAUGGAUAGGUGGAUUGCCGUGUAUCAGAUCCAGCGCUUCUGGCGAGGUGCGCUGGUCCGGUACAGAAUGGCGAGGUGGCGGGGUCGCCCGAUCGGGCCGGUGCGAAAGGAAAAGGCUGCCAGGCAACGAGCCAACGAGCGGGAGCUCGCGAGGCAAAAGCGGGCGGAAGAGCGGGAGCGAAGGAGACUUCGAGAGAACGCGGAGGUGAAUGCGAUCCUCGCGCGCGUGGAGAGCGUCAGGCGCGGGGUCAUUCAGACGCCGUCGGCGAGCGGCACCCCGAGAUCGUCCUACGGCGGCUUUGCCUACUCGCCCAACUCCACCUUCGGUUCCGCGCCUGCCACGGAGGAGCCGGUGACGCCGACGGCGAUGGUGCUAACGCCGACGUCGACGAUGCGGUCAGAUGCGCCGUCGAUAGAUCCGAUGCCCGGUCAGACGAUGGAGGUCCCGAUACAGAUGCGCGACGGCUCCGUGCAGAUGCUCCCGGUGAUGGUCAUGCCGCAGGACUCGGCGCACAGGAAGCAGCGCAACGCGUCGGUCGAGGAGACGGCGAAUUUCCUCAUGAGCCUCGCCAGCAGUAAGGCCUCAGGCAUCGGGGAGGUGGAGUCCACGAAGUUCUUGAUGGAGCUCGCGGAUCGGACCCUGAGGAUGCCCACGCCCGACGUGGACCUCGGCUCGACGGUUGCGUCCACGUCGAUCUCGUUGGCGUCGCCGGGUAGGAACGCCGGGCUCGGGGAUACACCGGCGACGCCGACCAAGCCCACGCCCCCGCCCGCGGCGAUGAGCGCGCGACGAUCGCAUCCAGGGAGCCUCAGGGGGGUGUACCAAAGAGUGAAGGAGAGGGCUUCGGGCGACCCGAGUCGAACGGCUGAUGGGGACGCGAGCGGUGCAGGUGCCGCGCGACGCGAUUCGUUCCUCUCGGUGCCCGAGGGUCCGUCGAGCGCCCCGCCCAGCGCGAGCCGGCGCAACAACAACCUCCCUCCCGACAUGGACGAUUACGCCACGUACGUGUCGCCCGAACCCACGCCGCCGCCGCAGCCGCAGCGACGUCCCCGGGAGCGUUUCGCGGAGGCGGUGGAGGACGCGACAAAGGCGGCGAAGGCGCGGGAGGUCACCGCGAGAGCCGGCGAAGUCGCCGCCGCCGCCACCGCCGCCGAGUCGACGUCUUCGCCGGAAGCCGCCAAGAUCGCGGAGCUGCAGGGUCUGAUCGCGGAGCUCGACGCGGUCCAGCGUGAGCUCCUGCACGAGAUCCACGCCGAGUUCCCCGAGGUUGAAAGCGCGGCGCGGCGAUCGACGCGUCGGCCGCCGGCGGCGCAGCUGUCGGCGCCCGGUCCGCCGCGGGAGAUAUCGUUCGCGCCCACGCCCAGCCCGGUCCGCGCGAUGCGCGAGCGGCGAAAGGCGGCGGAGGAGGAGGACGCCAUGGAACGGUACGCCGCGAUGCUGGCCGGGACGAUGGAGAGGGAGCGAGAGGCGGGCGGCGGCACAGCUGGCGGCGGGGUUUCACCGGCUCAUUAUGACCCUAAACCGGCUCAUUCGGGCAGGGCUCGACCGGCCGCGAGGUUCACGCCCGCGUCCGCGUCGAGGCGAUCCAGCCUCGGGUCCGUGCACGGGUCCGCGGGGGCGACCCCGGCGCGGCGGCGGCCGGGUUCUCGGGACCCCGGGAUGGCCGCCGCCGCCGCCGCGAGGCGUCGCGCCAUCGAGGUUGAGGACGAGGAGGAGGCGCGGAUAUCCCAGAGGCUGGGUCGGGUGUACCUGGCGGGCGAGAGCAGGACGCGACACGCCAACGCCUUGGUGUCCAAGUACGCGGUCAACGGGCGCGCGGGCGAGUCGAUGGGUGAUUCCGGGAGGCGCGGCGGGGCGGCGCGCGCGGGGAGUCGGGGAUCGCCGGCUUCCAUCUUGGACACGCUGAGGUCGGAUGCUUCGGACCCUUACGAGGCGUACGAAUCGCACUCCUACAGCUCGCACAAGCCUGCGGGCAUCGGCAAUUUCUGGGAGAUUAGGCAAGGAAUCGCGAGGGAGUUUCACAGCGGACACUAG